CAAAACAUAAUCGCAAUCGUGACGUUGUCUCGCUAUACAAAAACAAAAUACAAAACAUGUCGCAAAUUCCUAUUUUUUGAAAAGUUUAAAUUUUAGUGAAGCUGGACUCUUAAUAACUCGUUGGUUUAUAAAUUUUUUGUUGCAAGAGUUGCUCUGAGAUUUAUUUAAAUGGACGGGGCUGCCUUCGAGCACAGCGACUCAGAUUCAGGAGAGAGUUGGACCUUGCUGGAAAAUACGCCAACAUACGGGGAUGACGCCCCGGAUUUUUCUGGGGAGCAUGCUCGACAGGAAGGAGAUGCGGCGGAACACAAUGAAAAAGAUGAAGACACUGAUGGAAUAUCCAUAAUAAGUGACAGUGACCCUGAAUCAACAACACCUUGCGAGUUGACUUUUGACAAAUGUUUGCUAGAGGAGGACCGUCCAACAGACCCAGAAAUCCCAGAAUAUGUUUCGAUAAAUCCACCACACCCUACCAAUAAUCGUAACGAAAGUCAAGAGUCUGUAAGGGGCGACGAUGAUUUUCUUGGAGAUAACACCGGGAAACUGAAAACGUAUGUCCAUCGACGAAAUAAGAGACUGAGUACUGUACUCAAUAUCAUAGUACUGGGGAGCGUCAUCACUGCUGCAGGUGUAGCUAUUGGUCAUAUGUGGGGUGCUAAAAAUGAAUGCUCAAUGCACGCCACACCCUCGGUCAAUAAAAUACUUUCAAACCUUUAUAAACUACAAGAAGAAAAUGCAUAUUUGCGCAAUAAAUUAAAAGAACUCACUUUUAUAAACAACAUCCAUAUGCAAUACAGAAAAGCAGAAACCGAAAAGCUACCAUUAAGACAAAAAUGUAGAAAAGUUUUUGAGGAGCCUUUGACUAACAAAAAUGUAGACAAAAUCACCAAAUGUGUUGACAAUGAAAUCAUGCCUGGAAAGAUUUUGGAUAUUAGAGCAAUAGAGUAUGAGUAUGAGAAAGAUUUUUUAAGUGACAUUGACAAACUGAAGAAUGUAUAUCAACAAAAUAAGAGUUGGCUUGAUGAAGAGAUCGCUAAACGCAUGAAGAAUGAGGAACAGUAUUUAAAAAAAAUGAAAAAUAAUUUAAAAUCCCCCAAGUCAAUUAGAUUAAAUGAAGGCAAAAAGUCUUUAUACAAUGAGAGCUUAAAGAAACAAUCAGAAAUAAUAAACGAACUACCCAGCAGCGUUGAAAAAAUAAUAAAUGUUACAGAUCCGUUAACACAUUCUAUAUCCAAUGUGUAUGAACAUAAUAUUGUAAAGGAUAUAAUACCAGAAAAAAGGGUAUCUUAUGCGGAUUCCUUGAAAUCUGGCCACAAAAUGGUAAAAAGAAGUAUUCAGAAUGAAGUAUCAUUUAAUAAAACGAAGGUACUUGCUAAGAAAAGAAAACCGAAAGAGUUCGAUACUAUUUCUGAAAAUUCUAUGAGUGAAGAUGAAUUGAGAAAAGACGACAGGUAUGUAGGAAACAAGUACAAAAUAGUAAGGAAGAAGAGUGAUCGUCAAAAGAGUCACAAGAAGCAAAAGAGGAAGAACAAGUAUGAGCAAUGGGAGAUGAAAGGAGGUUACAUGAAGGACUAUGAUGAUUUUUCUAUAACAUCUGGACAAGAUAACGAAUAUGCCUUGAGAAAUCCCGAUAAAAAUUUCUUAAGCCGCGAAUUCGAGCGCAACAACUAUGUUGGUCAGUUUUCAGAAACUGACGAAAAUGUAAAGUCAACAGAACCAGAUAGUGAUCAUAAAUCGAAGCUGGAAAAAACCGAAAGUCGUGUAUCCAAGCGGAACAAAGUCAAAGGGAAGAAUAACAGAGAUAAGGAAGCGAAUUGGUAUGAGACGAGGGCUGCCUUUCGUAAUGAAGCUAGAAAGAAACUUGAACAAGAGUUGUUUGGAGAAUCUACUCCCAACACUGCUGGCUGGUAUUUUCGGCGCAUGCAGCGCCGAGAGCAAUGCCGCGUCAAGGGAGAUAACAGCACUUAUAAAAGACUAUCCAAGCGCAUCAUGAAUUAUAAAACCAAACAUUAAGACAUGAGCAUUCUAAGAAUUUUCAGGAAAAUUUUGUGUCAUAAACAACGGGAUACACCCAUAUUGAGUCUAUUGAAAGAAAUUGUUAAAUGUAGCUAUGUUCAUAGGAAUGUAGAAUGAUCGACGUCGCUCUUAGGAGCGAUGAUGGGUGUGAUUAAUCAGAUUGAGAUAAUAGUAUUGUGUUCACCAUGCACAUAGUAAGUGUUAUGAAGUGGUGCGCUACAAGGCAGAGGAAUGUUUGUAGUCAAUCUUUCUUAUCAAGCAUUCACUGAAGUAGCAAAUGUCGCUAAGUAUAGUGUCGUUAAUAGAAUGCUUUAAUUACGUAGAAAUCAUUCAGUGCUUAAAUCUACUUUCGAGAGCAGCAUUUACAAAAAUUCCUCUUCCUUGAUGCAGACAUUGUUAGUGUUUAAAAAACAAUAUCAAAGUUUUUAAGCUUUGCUGGUGCUUAGCACUCAUAGCUUGUCUAAUACUUUUAUGAAUCCUCUAUUUUGUACUAACUUUAUGUAAUUUAGAUCUAUGUCUUUUGGACUUGAUGCUAAUUAAUUACUACAUAAUAUUUGUAAUUAAUGUUAUUAGUACAUAAUUCCGAUUUAUAGUCUUAAGAUUGUGCAAACACUUUUAAAGGAAACUCACUUGGCUCAUUCUUUAAAGCUAGCAACAACUAGGAUUGUUAGAAUUGUAUGUACAUGGCAAAGUUAACCCUAUUGCAAAGCAAAAAUAAUUUUGCAUUUUCUGAACGACUGAUAUGCAAAUGCAAAUUUAAUUUAGUGCUCCUUAUGUCCUUAUGUAUUUUAGGUGGAAAUUAUCAAAACUAGUAUUUUGAUAAUACAUUUAUUUUAUUACUCAUACAGUAUUUAUUUACACUUGCCCUUAUG
This is a messenger RNA of Hyposmocoma kahamanoa, 2888 nucleotides long. RefSeq lists its product as uncharacterized. The transcript has 3 exons. The coding region runs from base 169 to 2013 and encodes 614 amino acids. NCBI's taxonomy places the organism in Eukaryota, Metazoa, Arthropoda, Insecta, Lepidoptera, Cosmopterigidae. The record is from RefSeq and is a predicted model, not a curated record.